UCUCUCUGUCUGAGAACGCUUGAACUAAGUUUAUACCCCAACAAUUUUUUCGCUCCCAAAAUAUCUCAGUCACUCACUAUCUUCUUACCGAUAAUCCAAAACUUCAUUUUCCUGCCAUUUUUGUGUUAUCCAUGGCUUCCGUUACGGCUGACCUCGCAGCUUCCUUCAUUGGCUUCGCUUUUCGAACCCCAAAUCCAAAACCCAGUUCCUUCACCCGACUCCGAACCACCCUCUAUCCUCUCCUCUGCACCUCCAAGAGAACCCAUACCCAGCCCCUAACCUACUCUUCUCUCAGUAUAGCGAAGCCUAGGAGAUGUGCUCGCAGGUUCACGGCUGCUGCAACUUCCAUGACCACGCCCCAGAGUGAGAAUUCCGAUGUUACCACCUUGAUUCCCCCCGAUAAUCGUAUCCCAGCUACUAUCAUUACUGGAUUUUUGGGUUCUGGAAAGACAACGUUACUGAACCAUAUUUUGACUGCGGAGCAUGGGAAACGAAUUGCAGUUAUUGAGAAUGAGUUUGGUGAAGUUGACAUAGACGGUUCAUUAGUGGCUGCAAAAACUACUGGGGCUGAAGAUAUUGUAAUGCUAAACAAUGGCUGCCUUUGCUGCACUGUAAGGGGUGAUCUUGUGAGAAUGAUCUCAGAAUUAGUCAGUAAGAAGAAAGGGAAGUUUGAUCAUAUUGUUAUAGAAACUACAGGUUUGGCAAAUCCAGCACCAAUAAUUCAAACAUUUUAUGCAGAGGAUCAGGUUUUUAAUGACGUGAAGUUGGAUGGUGUUGUCACUUUGGUUGAUGCUAAGCAUGCCGGUUUUCAUCUUGAUGAGGUUAAACCUAAAGGUGUUGUAAAUGAGGCUGUGGAACAGAUUGCUUAUGCUGAUCGUAUAAUUGUAAAUAAGACUGAUCUUGUGGGUGAAUCAGAUAUUGCUUCCUUGGUCCAGCGGAUAAGGACCAUAAAUAGCUUGGCUUUUUUGAAGCCUACAGAGUUUGGGAAAGUUGACUUGGAUUAUGUCCUUGGCAUUGGGGGCUUUGAUUUGGAGAGGAUUGAGAGUGCUGUCGAUGCUGAAGGCUCAAAGAAAGAUCACCACCACAGCCAUGACCAUGAUCACCAACAUGACCAUGACCAUAAGCAUGAACACCAUGAUGGGCACCACUCUCAUGAUCACACCCAUGAUCCUGGUGUUACAUCAGUGAGCAUUGUUUGUGAGGGAAGUUUAGACCUUGAGAAGGCUAAUGUGUGGCUUGGCACGUUGUUGUUGGAGCGAAGUGAAGACAUCUAUAGGAUGAAGGGCCUUCUAUCUGUUCAAGGAAUGGACGAGAGAUUUGUCUUUCAGGGAGUACAUGACAUAUUUCAAGGUUCGCCGGAUCGGCUGUGGGGGCCGGAAGAACCUAGGGUUAACAAAAUCGUAUUCAUAGGGAAAAACUUGAAUGCUCAGGAAUUGGAAAAGGGGUUCAAAGCCUGCUUGCUGUGAUGCUAACAAGUUGAUUCUAACGUCAGAAUUCAUCCUUUGCUCCGGCUGAUUGUGUUUUGGGCAUAUAAUAUGUGAGUCUCUGCAUCAUAUACCAUUACCAUGUCCAACUCCCGACUGAUUUUUGAUUAUUAUACAAAUAUAUAUUGAAAGCAACACAGAAGUCAAUUUAUAAGGAAGCUUCUGUCUUUUCUGGGUUCU
Prosopis cineraria is the source of this 1664-nucleotide messenger RNA. RefSeq lists its product as uncharacterized. Lineage: Eukaryota; Viridiplantae; Streptophyta; Magnoliopsida; Fabales; Fabaceae. The transcript has 10 exons. Gene Ontology annotation, cellular component: cytoplasm. The record is from RefSeq and is a predicted model, not a curated record. Bases 132 to 1466 code for a protein of 444 amino acids.